AUGGGCGAGGUCAGCCAAGAGGCUGUGGAGAGCUACCUGGAGGACCACCCUGGGUUUGCCGAGGAGUACUUCCACAGGAAGCUGCGGACAGGGGGGCUGAGAGAAGCCUCCGAGCACAGCGAGGUGCAGGGCCCGGCCGGCGGGUCCUCCCCCGGGCUGUCCACAGAGGAGGAGGCAGCCCUGUGCUUGGAGCUGUUCCAGGCCAUGCAGGAGGAAGCGGGCAGCGCGGAACCUGCGGCGCACUUGGUCCUGCAGAGGCUGGCGCGGCUGCUGCGGGCGGACCGCUGCAGCCUGUUCCUGUGCCGGGCCCGCAACGGCUCGCCCGAGGUGGCCUCCAGGCUGCUGGACGUCACCCCCACAUCCAAGUUUGAGGACAACCUGGUGGUCCCUGACAGAGAAGUGGUGUUUCCAUUGGACAUCGGGGUAGUGGGUUGGGUUGCUCACUCAAAGAAAGCCCUUAACGUCCCAGAUGUAACAAAGAACAGCCAUUUUUCUGACUUCAUGGACAAACAAACCGGGUAUGUCACUCGGAACCUGCUGGCAACCCCGAUUGUGAUGGGCAAGGAGGUUCUGGCUGUGGUUAUGGCAGUUAACAAAGUAAAUGCAUCUGAAUUCUCCAAGCAGGAUGAAGAGGUCUUUUCCAAAUACCUCACCUUUGUUUCCAUCAUCCUAAAGCUUCAUCAUACCCACUACUUGUACAGUGUUGAAUCUCGAAGAAGCCAGAUCCUUAUGUGGUCAGCCAAUAAAGUAUUUGAAGAGCUCACAGACGUUGAGCGACAGUUUCACAAAGUGCUCUACACAGUUCGAACAUACCUGAACUGUGAACGGUACUCCAUUGGACUGCUGGACAUGACCAAGGAGAAGGAAUUCUACGAUGAAUGGCCAGUCAAGCUUGGAGAAGUCGAGCCUUAUAAAGGUCCAAAGACACCAGAUGGCAGAGAAAUCAUCUUUUAUAAAAUCAUUGACUACAUUUUGCAUGGGAAGGAAGAGAUCAAAGUGAUUCCGACACCUCCCGCAGACCACUGGACUCUCGUUAGUGGAUUACCAACAUAUGUUGCUGAAAAUGGAUUUAUAUGUAAUAUGCUGAAUGCCCCCGCAGAUGAAUACUUCACAUUUCAGAAAGGACCUGUAGAUGACACUGGCUGGGUCAUUAAAAAUGUCUUGUCCCUGCCUAUUGUCAACAAGAAAGAAGACAUUGUGGGAGUAGCUACAUUUUACAACAGGGAAGAUGGAAAACCUUUUGAUGAAUAUGAUGAACACAUUACUGAGACUCUCACACAACUUCUUGGAUGGUCUCUUUUAAAUACUGAUACAUAUGAGAAAAUGAAUAAGCUAGAAAACAGAAAGGCAAUAGCUCAGGAAAUGCUCAUGAACCAGAUCAAAGCCACUCCUGAUGAAAUCGAGUCUAUUUUGAAAUUUAAAGAGAAGUUAAGUAUAGAUGUAAUUGAAGACUGUGAAGAAAAACAACUUGUCACAAUUUUGGAAGAGGACUUGCCAGACCCAAAGGCAGUAGACCUGUGUGAAUUCCACUUCAGUGACUUUCCCAUUACAGAGCACGGGCUGAUUAAGUGUGGACUACGACUAUUUUUUGAAAUAAAUGUGGUGGAGAAAUUCAAAGUACCCGUAGAGGUUCUUACCAGAUGGAUGUACACCGUGAGAAAAGGGUACCGUUCCGUCACUUACCACAACUGGCGGCAUGGAUUCAAUGUGGGGCAGACCAUGUUCACUUUGCUGAUGACAGGAAGGCUAAAGAAAUACUAUACAGACCUCGAAGCUUUUGCCAUGCUCGCUGCUGCUUUCUGCCAUGACAUUGACCACAGAGGCACCAAUAAUCUGUAUCAGAUGAAAUCCACGUCUCCAUUGGCAAAGCUUCAUGGAUCUUCUAUUUUGGAGAGGCACCAUCUGGAGUACAGUAAGACUCUCCUGCAGGAUGAGAGUUUAAACAUCUUCCAGAACCUAAAUAAACGCCAGUUUGAAACAGUUAUUCAUUUGUUUGAAGUUGCAAUAAUAGCAACUGACCUGGCUUUAUACUUCAAGAAGAGAACCAUGUUUCAAAAAAUUGUUGAUGCCUGUGAAAAAAUGGAAACUGAAGAAGAGGCCAUCAAAUACAUAACCACUGAUCCAACCAAAAAAGAGAUCAUCAUGGCAAUGAUGAUGACUGCAUGUGACUUGUCAGCUAUAACGAAGCCCUGGGAGGUUCAAAGUCAGGUAGCACUUCUAGUUGCAAGUGAAUUUUGGGAACAAGGAGAUCUGGAGAGAACAGUGCUGCAGCAACAACCUAUUCCUAUGAUGGACAGAAACAAAAAAGAUGAACUGCCUAAACUUCAAGUUGGAUUUAUUGACUUUGUUUGUACUUUUGUAUAUAAGGAGUUCUCCCGGUUUCACCAAGAAGUCACCCCCAUGCUGAAUGGCCUUCAGAAUAACAGAAUGGAGUGGAAAUCUCUGGCUGAUGAAUAUGAUGCAAAGGUGAAGGUAAUGGAAGAGGAGGUGAAAAAGCAGGAAGAAGGAAACAUGACUGAAAAAGCUACAGAAGAUUCAGGAGAUGGUGUUGAUGACAAAAAGUCCAAAACAUGCCUAAUGUUGUAG
Myotis myotis is the source of this 2586-nucleotide messenger RNA. It is a transcript of the gene PDE6C, whose product is annotated as phosphodiesterase 6C. Bases 1 to 2586 code for a protein of 861 amino acids. Gene Ontology annotation, molecular function: protein binding; 3',5'-cyclic-nucleotide phosphodiesterase activity. The record is from RefSeq and is a predicted model, not a curated record. Gene Ontology annotation, biological process: signal transduction; visual perception. NCBI's taxonomy places the organism in Eukaryota, Metazoa, Chordata, Mammalia, Chiroptera, Vespertilionidae. The transcript has 22 exons.